This is a messenger RNA of Frankliniella occidentalis (western flower thrips), 773 nucleotides long. RefSeq names its product tyramine/octopamine receptor-like. The annotation marks the transcript as partial. The record is from RefSeq and is a predicted model, not a curated record. Gene Ontology annotation, cellular component: membrane. Gene Ontology annotation, biological process: adenylate cyclase-activating adrenergic receptor signaling pathway. The transcript is spliced from 2 exons. Lineage: Eukaryota; Metazoa; Arthropoda; Insecta; Thysanoptera; Thripidae. Gene Ontology annotation, molecular function: G protein-coupled receptor activity; dopamine neurotransmitter receptor activity, coupled via Gi/Go.
CAUGGUGCGGGUGGGCUCGGGGGGCCCAGCAUGACGUCAUGGCGCCACUGGGAGUCCCGGCGCCGGGCGUCGCGACGCUUCUUCCCCGAGGAUGGGGGUGGACCGGAUGGGGCAGCAGCACUGCGACGUCGCCGCCAGCGUGGCGGGCCUUCGCCAAGACGGCCCCGCCGAGACUGGUCACCGCCGAAAUCCCCGCCGCCGUCGCCCCCCGGGACGCGGUGCCCAGAGUCGCGGCCACGGCCACCUCGACCACCAUCAUGGCUACCGUCGGCGAGCCCGCCGCGACGGCCACCUCGGCCGCGGCCACGGCCGCCGCCGCAGCUCUCGCGGCCUCCAACGGCACGACGACCGCCGUGGACUGGCAGCAGCAAGCCAAUGCGACCCUGGGUGACCUGCUGUACGCCAACGGCUACGUCAACGCCACGGACGGCUGGGCGACCAACUACACGGACCCGUACAGCUUCUCGCUCUUCCCGGACGAGAACGGCGUCAACCUGGCCGUGGACGGCGCGUCCUGGUCCAACGACUCCGUGUCCACCAACAUGACGACGGCGGUGCGGCACACGCCCACGGGCUUCCUCAGCCACAGCCAGUACUGGGCGCUGCUCCUCGUGCUCGUGCCCAUCCUCACGCUGUUCGGCAACGUGAUGGUCAUCCUGGCCGUGUGCCGGGAGCGCGCGCUCCAGGGUGCCACCAACUACUUCAUCGUGAGCCUGGCGCUCGCCGACCUGCUCGUCGCCGUGCUCGUCAUGCCCUUCGCCGUCUACGUGCUG